This is a messenger RNA of Scophthalmus maximus (turbot), 1327 nucleotides long. Its product is annotated as histone PARylation factor 1. Lineage: Eukaryota; Metazoa; Chordata; Actinopteri; Pleuronectiformes; Scophthalmidae. The record is from RefSeq and is a predicted model, not a curated record. Gene Ontology annotation, molecular function: poly-ADP-D-ribose binding; histone binding. Gene Ontology annotation, biological process: DNA damage response; regulation of protein ADP-ribosylation. The transcript is spliced from 8 exons. Gene Ontology annotation, cellular component: nucleus. The coding region runs from base 96 to 1148 and encodes 350 amino acids.
UCUGGGGGGAGGUGGUGCGCUUUAACGUGGCGCACGUGCUGCCGGUUUUCCGACUUGCAGAAGAAGACGCCGACGAGAGGACAAGAGGAAGAAAAAUGACAGGGCGCGCGAAAAGAAAACCCAAACCCAUUCAGGAGUCGAGCGCAGGCAACGGUGAGCUGAAGAAAGCCCGUACCGAUGAAUCCAAAGCCAUGUCAAAGGUGGAUACAGAGCAACGUGAUGAGAUGACGCGACUGUACAAGCUUCAGAUGCCAGAAGAUCUGUACCACUUCUGGGAUUUCUGCAAGGAUCUUUGUCCCGAUGACCCACGUGGUGCGCUGAAAGACACACUGGGUUUGCAGCUGGUUGGUCCUUUUGACGUUCUGGCUGGAGCUCACAAAAACUCAAAGAAUCCUCAGCCUAACUUCCAUCUUCACUGGAGGUAUAUUUAUGACCCACCUGAGUUUCAGACCAUACUUCUCGGAAGUGAGGACAGCCAGCAUCACAUUGGUUAUUACAGAGACACUCCAGACUCCCUCCCUUCGUUUGUUGGGGAAAGUGAAGCCAAGAAAGGCUGCGCUAUCGCACAGAUGGGGGACAACUUGUUUGCUGCUGUCCUCCUGUAUCUGCUUAGGAAGAGGAAAGGGAGGGGCAGCAAGAAACCAGCAGGAGAAGCUCUGGAAAGCUUGGAGGCGAAGCUGAGAGACGGGACAGAGACUCUGGGCUUGUCUCUAGAGCAGAAGACCAAAGGCAUGAAGCAGAGGGACAAGAAGGUUGUUACAAAGACGUUCCACGGUGCUGGCAUCGUUGUGCCUGUAGACAAGAAUGAUGUAGGAUACAGAGAGCUACCAGAAACAGAUGCUGGUCUCAAAAAGAUCUGCAAGGCAAUUGCUGAAGCGCAGAAUGACGGAGAGCGAGUCAAAGCCUUUGGACCUCUCCAGGAGAUGAUCACAUUUGUUCAGUUUGCCAACGAUGAAUGUGACUAUGGAAUGGGUUAUGAGUUAGGAAUAGACCUCUUCUGUUAUGGAUCUCAUUAUUUUCACAAGGUAAUCAAGCAACUUCUGCCAAUGGCCUACAGCUUGCUGAAAAGAAGUCUAUUUGGGGAAAUUUUGGAGGCCCACCUCUCCAGCCGUAGCCAUGACAACCUGGACCAACUCUCUGCACAUUAGAAAGACUCCGACAUUCUUAUCAGUUCUUGCCCUUAUAAGCUUUUCCCACCAUGUCUUCUGUUGUUUGGCAAUGUUAAUGUUUCUUGGUGGUUUUGGUGCUGCUGUCGUUGAUUGGAACCAUUUCAAUGAUAUUUUGUUUGUAAAAGGUAGAUGUUUAAUAAAAUAUUUUUAUAUUUUUA